AUGCUGGUUGUCAUCGUGUUCGGUUUACUGCUUCUGAAGGCCUCAUUAGGAGAGCUUAUAUUAAUGGACACAUCCGCUCGCAUGCCCUCGAGUGUGACCCAGAUUGGUGAGGCGAACCUGAAGAGUAUCCUGCACUCCAAUGAAGUGGUGUUCAUCAACUUCUAUGCGAACUGGUGCCACUUCAGUGUUCUCUUGGCGCCCAUUUUCGAGCACGCGGCUGCCCAUCUGAAGCAUGAAUUUCCGGAACCGGGAAAGGUGCUCCUGGGAAGGGUGGACUGUGCCCAGGAAACGGACUUGGCCGAUUUAUACAACAUCCAGAAGUUUCCCACGUUGCGACUGUUUUACAAAGGAGAAGCCGCACGCCGGGAGUACCGUGGUCAGAGGUCCGUGGACGCCUUAGUCAACUAUGUAAAGUCACAAUUUCACUCAGAUAUAGUUGAGUUCCAAGGCCCUGAAGAUCUGGCCAUUAUCGAUCCCCAUCGGAGAUCCGUAAUAGCCUAUUUCGAUAGUGAGGGUCCUGCCCACAAACUUUACCAACAUCUGGCUGAUCGCUAUAAAAACGAUUGCGAUUUUUACCAAAGGAUUGGCAAAGUGGAGGAGGGACGUCCUCCGGUAAGCCUGAGCUUCCGCCCGGACGUGGCCCGCACUUAUAGCCCGAAUGAAGAAUACGAAGGUGAUCCAGCCGACUCCAAUCAACUGGAGACCUGGAUCCUGCAGAAAUGUGUGCCACUUGUGCGAGAAAUCAAUUUCAAAAAUGUUGAGGAGCUGAUCGAGCAGCGACUGCCCCUGUUGUUGCUUUUUCACCUUCCCGGCGAUUUGAAGUCUGUCAAGGAUUUUCGUGCUAUCGUGGAGGCUCAGAUGCCGGAGAUGCGUGGCCAGUAUAACUUUUGUACUGUCGACGGUGUGCAGUUCGAGCACUCGGUCCUCCAUAUGGGGAAGUCUCGCAAGGACCUACCAAUUGUAGCCAUUGAUUCCCUUAAGUUUAUGUAUCCAUUUCCAAAUUUCAAUAACAUUUAUAAGAGGGGGCAGCUGAAGAAGUUCCUGGAGGAUUUCCUCGGCCAUUUAAAGCAGGAAACUGUACCGGUGACAGAGGCCACGGCAAAGGAGGGGAAGAAUACCGAGCCACCACGGUCUACGUUCAAGGAUCUGGGACCCUCUAAGUACCGGUACUCGUUACUCCAUGAUGAGCUGUGA
Molecule: messenger RNA, 1194 nt
Organism: Drosophila ananassae
Lineage: Eukaryota; Metazoa; Arthropoda; Insecta; Diptera; Drosophilidae
Product: endoplasmic reticulum resident protein 44
Exons: 1
Coding region: 1-1194 (397 amino acids)
Source: RefSeq, a predicted model, not a curated record